UCUCCCCCAGCAACACCAUGAAGCUGUGUGUGUCUACUCUCUCUCUCCUGCUGGUCAUGGCUGCCUUCUGGGUUCCAGCGCUCUCAGCACCAAUGGGCUCUGACCCUCCCACAUCCUGCUGCUUUUCUUACACUGCUUGGAAGCUUCCUCGAAACUUUGUAACAGAUUACUAUGAGACCAGCAGCCUUUGCUCCAAGCCAGCUGUGGUAUUCCUCACCAGAAAAGGCAAGCAAGUCUGUACUGACCCCAGCCUGCCCUGGGUCAAUGAGUAUGUGAAUGACUUGGAGUUGAACUGAGCUGCAGGAGGAACCACUUCAGGAAGGCCUCCUGAGCCCUGACAAUCCUCAUUGAGAAGUGCCUUGCUCCUUCCAUUCAGAAUUCUUCUCCCCCUUCUUA
Molecule: messenger RNA, 396 nt
Organism: Onychomys torridus (southern grasshopper mouse)
Lineage: Eukaryota; Metazoa; Chordata; Mammalia; Rodentia; Cricetidae
Product: C-C motif chemokine 4-like
Exons: 3
Coding region: 18-296 (92 amino acids)
Biological process (GO): positive regulation of ERK1 and ERK2 cascade; cellular response to interleukin-1; inflammatory response
Cellular component (GO): extracellular region
Molecular function (GO): CCR chemokine receptor binding; chemokine activity
Source: RefSeq, a predicted model, not a curated record